Molecule: messenger RNA, 558 nt
Organism: Penicillium samsonianum
Lineage: Eukaryota; Fungi; Ascomycota; Eurotiomycetes; Eurotiales; Aspergillaceae
Product: alpha/beta hydrolase
Exons: 3
Coding region: 1-558 (185 amino acids)
Source: RefSeq, a predicted model, not a curated record
AUGUCAGCCAAUCGCAUGGAUGCCGUCUUUGCUAAAAUCGCGCAAGAGACUUCAAAAUUUCAACUCGGCGACGAGGAGAUUUGGCGCAAGCUAUAUGACCCUUUCUAUCCUGAGCCACCACAGACUGUAACGGUCAUCCGCGAUGAGCGAUAUGGACCUUCGGAUAGAAAUCUCUUGGAUGUAUUUGUGCCACAUGGAAAUGAAUCCAACAGACCGGUCAUGAUGUAUGUUCACGGAGGAGGAUUCUUUUCCGGAGAUAAAUUGUGGACCGAGCAGGUAUAUUCCAACAUCGGGUGGUUUUUCGCUCAACGGGGCAUCAUCACUGUGGUGAUAAAUCAUCGUCUUGUGCCACACGUGCAGUACCCCGGAGGUGCAGAUGAUGUACAAUUGGCACGUGAAUGGAUUUUCAAUCAUAUCUCGUCCACUAGGUACGGUUGUGGCUCGGUCGACAAGGUUAUCCUGUUUGGUCAUUCAUCUGGCGGUGCGCAUAUCGCGAUGAACCUUUAUGCCGCUGAUCGCGCAUCUGAGUUGCCGAUUUCCCCCCAGUGGCCGGAGUAA